Messenger RNA from Chaetomium strumarium, 480 nucleotides. Its product is annotated as Sybindin-like protein. Gene Ontology annotation, biological process: endoplasmic reticulum to Golgi vesicle-mediated transport. Gene Ontology annotation, cellular component: TRAPP complex. NCBI's taxonomy places the organism in Eukaryota, Fungi, Ascomycota, Sordariomycetes, Sordariales, Chaetomiaceae. The transcript is spliced from 2 exons. The record is from RefSeq and is a predicted model, not a curated record. The coding region runs from base 1 to 480 and encodes 159 amino acids.
AUGACCAGGACCGUCUUCGCCCUCAUCAUCAUAAACAAGGCCGGUGGCCUGAUCUACAAUCGGAGCUUCCACGAGGGCGGCUUGAAUAAAAUCAGCACCAAUGACUACCUGGUCCUAGCGGGCACAUUCCAUGGCGUGCAUGCCAUCACAGCUCGCCUCAACCCUCUCAAGACUCCCGCCGCCAAACGAAGCUCCACUUCAUCAACCGGCUCGCUCACUCGACCGGAGCUCCCAUCAGGCCUCGAGGUGCUCGAGUCGGAGAACUUCCGGAUGCAGUGCUUCACGACGUUGACGGGCAUCAAGUUCCUGCUCUUUACUGACACGACGCAGGCCAAUGUGGAUUUGACAAUGCGGCGUGUGUACGAUAUGUACACUGACUAUGUCAUGAAGAACCCCUUCUAUCAGUUGGAAAUGCCUGUGCGGUGCGACAUGUUCGACCGGAAGCUGGGAUCAUACAUCAGGGAGAUCAACAACCGAUAG